Messenger RNA from Canariomyces notabilis, 1380 nucleotides. Its product is annotated as Co-chaperone Hsc20. The coding region runs from base 259 to 1002 and encodes 247 amino acids. Gene Ontology annotation, cellular component: mitochondrion. The record is from RefSeq and is a predicted model, not a curated record. The transcript has a single exon. NCBI's taxonomy places the organism in Eukaryota, Fungi, Ascomycota, Sordariomycetes, Sordariales, Chaetomiaceae. Gene Ontology annotation, molecular function: protein-folding chaperone binding; ATPase activator activity. Gene Ontology annotation, biological process: [2Fe-2S] cluster assembly; protein complex oligomerization.
CGUCAACUUUUAUUUCUCAACCUCCAACCACACCAAACAAGGCCCUCGAAUUACUUCAAACAAACGCACCUAGCAGCUGCAAAUUUGUCACUCCCGACAACCUAUAAAAGAGCGUCGGCACUUCCGGUAGUGAAAACAGGACCUGCGAGCAGGAUGCGACCGUCGAUGACAUCGAGCACGGGGCGCGCCGCCGCUCACCUGUGCGCAGCGUGUCGAAGGCAAGCUCGGCGCGCUCUGGUAAAUCGCAGCGUCGAAUCCAUGGCUGCAUUAUCCACGGCACCAGUAGCGACAAUGCGAAGAACCAUCACACCACCGCUCCCGCGCACCGUGGCAACGACCUGGCCUCAGUCCAGAAACGCAAGCACGUCCACCUCCGCCUCGACAUCAUCACCUCCAAAUUCUCCGCCCAUCCCGACCUACUACGCCCUCUUUCCGGAGACGCUUCCCGACGGCCCCCCGCCAAAGGGGAAAUUCUCCAUCGACGUCCGCGCGCUCCGCCGCGAGUUUCUCCGUCUGCAAGCCGCCUCGCACCCCGACUUCCACCACCACGCAGCAGCCUCCCCUUCCUCCUCCUCGUCCUCAAACCCGCAAAAAUCAAUCGCGCGCCUCCGGGCCGAGGCGACAUCUGCACUGAUCAACCAAGCCUACAAGACACUCUCAUCGCCGCUUCUGCGCGCGCAGUACCUGCUGCGGGAGCUGUACGGGGUGGAUCUCGAGGCGGACGAGCGCGGGGCCGAGACGGCGCCGGACGCGGAGCUGCUCAUGACGGUGCUCGAGGCGCGCGAGGCCAUCGAGGAGGCCGAGACCGAGGCCGACCUGGACGAGGUGCGCGCGGCCAACGAGGCGCGCAUCCAGGACUCCGAAGCGGCGCUGGGCGAGGCACUCGAGCGCGGUGAUGUGCAGGCUGCCAAGGAGGAGGCUGUUCGGCUAAGGUAUUGGGUCAAUAUCCGCGAGGGGGUGGAUAAUUGGGAGAGGGGCAAGCCGGUUGUUUUGCAGCACUAGGUUUCCGCAUUCUCGUUCCUUUGCACUACUCGUUUCGGACUCGUUUUCAAGCAACACUGAGCGGGAUCUGUUGUACGUUAGGCAAGAUAGAGCAGGAUAAGCCGUUGAAGAAGCGGCGGCUUCUGGAGUUUGUGGUGCCUGGGGACUAGAGGUCGCUGAAGUUGCUGGGUUCUGGCAUCAUCUGUCGAGAUGUUGGAAGCUUGUUCGUCAGUGUUUGGCUGGGAUACCCUCAUUGUUAAUCAUGUGUUGGCAUUGAAUUGCCGGGGAUACUCCGCUCAGUCUAUUGUUGGUGACAGAGCAGCUCUUGUCUCUUCAGUGACUGAGGGUUGAGUUGGGCGAGAUUAGGGAGGAAUUGCUACGUAUGGAAUGAAAUCUCAA